CUACAUCAUUAAAAUUUUAUCUAAAACAUUAAGUCAUCCUCAUUCCUCUUGACGGCAAUCAUCUCUCCAGUUCGCCAUGGAAGCCGAAAGGGAGAAUCUUGGAAGCUUGUACAGACACCCUUUCCAUAAUCUGCUCCAAUGGAGGAAGAAGAUUCAAGCUUCCCAUGACCAGCAGAGAAUCUCAAAAAGGUCAGGUCUUUAUCAUUGCACCCAUCAAUUCUUCUUGAUUCUGCUUCUUCUGCAUGUUCUUGGAAGUCUUCAUCUGGUUUCAUCUCAGUCUUGGGAUAGUAUAAUUAUAACCCAAUCUGAUCUCCAAGCCCUCCAAGCUUUCAAGCAAGAUUUGGUUGAUCCAAAAGGGUUCUUGAGAAGCUGGAAUGACUCUGGAUAUGGAGCCUGUGCUGGGAAAUGGGCAGGGAUUAAAUGUGCCAAAGGUGAAGUCAUUGUCAUUCAGCUUCCAUGGAAAGGGCUUAGUGGUAAAAUCACUGAUAAAAUUGGUCAAUUCCAGUCCUUGAGAAAACUCAGUCUCCAUGACAAUGGCAUUGCCGGUUCAAUCCCGGCUUCUCUUGGCCUUUUGCCUGCCUUGAGAGGUCUCCAGCUGUUCAAUAACAGGUUCAGCGGUUCAAUCCCCGGUUCCAUUGGUCUCUGCAGACUCCUUCAAACCGUUGAUAUCAGUGGCAAUUCCCUCUCCGGUUCAAUUCCGGCCAGCCUCUUUAAUUCUUCCACCAAACUGCUCAGUCUUAAUCUCGGCAAUAAUCACUUGUCCGGUCCAAUCCCAACCGGGUUCACUCCAUUUCCCACCAUCGUCUUUCUUGAUUUCAAGAACAACAAUCUCUCCGGACCCAUUCCUGAAUCCAUAUCCAGAUUGCGGAAGCUCUCGGUUCUUGAUUUUUCCGGCAACAAUUUCGCCGGAGAAAUCCCAAAAUCUCUCGACAACUUAACCAACCUUAAUCUCUUCAAUGUCUCGUACAACAAUCUGUCGGGUCGGGUCCCGACCCGCCUCGCCCACAAAUUCAACCCGAGAUCCUUUCUUGGAAAUCCCCGCCUCUGUGGAUAUAGCACUUCCUCGCCAUGCCUGAUUUCAGGAACUCCAUCUCCAUCGCCGGAAACUCGAAAAGAUCAUAAGAAAUACAGAUUAGGCAUUAAAGACGUCAUCUUGAUCGCAGCAGGGGCACUCCUGGUGAUUCUGCUCCUCAUUUGCUGCAUUCUGAUAUGGCUGUUAUUCAAGAAAAGGUCGGAAAAGGAGGAGGGAGCCGGAGACAGUGGCAAAAAGGGAAUUCCACCGGCGGUCGGGAAAGGGGAAGCGGCGGAGGCGGCGGCGGCGGAAGGAGGGGGGAAGCUGGUACAUUUCGACGGCCCGUUGGGUUUCUCCGCCGACGAUCUAUUAUGCGCCACGGCGGAGGUGAUGGGGAAGAGCAUUUACGGGACGGCGUACAAGGCGGCGUUGGAGGACGGCAGCGAAGUGGCGGUGAAGAGAUUGAGGGAGAAGAUAACAAAGAGUCAAAGGGAUUUCGAGAGUGAAGUCAACGUUCUUGGGAAGAUUAGGCACCCCAACCUCUUGGCCUUGAGGGCUUAUUAUUUGGGUCCUAAAGGAGAAAAGCUUCUUGUUUUUGACUUCAUGCCCAAGGGUAGCCUCACCACUUGUCUUCAUGCUCGUGGUCCUGACACAUCACUAGAUUGGGCGAUGAGGAUGAGAAUAGCAAAAGGAAUUGCGAGAGGACUCCUCUUCCUCCACACCAAUGCAAACAUUAUCCACGGAAACCUAACGUCGAGCAACGUCCUACUCGAUGAGACCAUGACCGCGAAAGUCGCAGACUAUGGGCUCUCGCGCCUAAUGUCUGCCGCAGCAAACGCAAAUGUGGUCACGACUGCAUCCGCGUUAGGGUACCGUGCUCCCGAGCUUUCAAAAAUAAAGAAGGCAAACGCAAAGACCGACGUGUACGCUCUCGGGGUCAUCAUGUUGGAGCUGUUGACCGGGAAGUCGCCGGUCAACGACGGAGGCGGCAUGGAAUUGCCUCAAUGGGUUGCUUCCAUUGUGAAAGAGGAGUGGACAAAUGAGGUUUUUGACUUGGAACUUAUGAGGGAUGCUUCUUCAAGUGUUGGUGAUGAGUUGUUGAAUGCACUUAAACUUGCCUUGCAUUGUGUGGACCCCUCUCCCUCGGCCCGGCCUGGAAUCCAACAAGUUCUUCAGCAACUUGAGGAGAUUAGAAUGGAGACCGGUCCGACCGGGUUGGAUGAUGAUGAUGAUAACACAAGGCCGAGUAAUGAUUAGAUACUUUUAUAAUUGAUUGUGUGGAAUGAUUAGAAUUGCCUAAUUUUGUUGCCCUAGAAGUGUGUUUAUUCUUUUUACGGAUAGAAAAAAGAGUAUAAAUUGAUAAUACUAUCACACAGAAAGAAAUAAGCCCUAGUAGGAUGGAGCUACGACCUACGAGCCUAAAUUGAAAAUCCAGAGAUGGGGAAAAGAGCAGAGGAGUCAGAAAACAUAAAAAAAGGAGUAAUAAUAAACGAUUUGUUAUAAAAUGAGAGAAACACUACUCAGAGAUUAAGAUAAUAGAUAUAAUAUAUUUCUGAUUUCUUCUCUCUAUUAACUCUUCACUCUUCUCUUAUUCUUAAUUGUGAUUACAAUGCAGGGAUUAAGCCUCUAUUUAUAGUGGAGAGGCUUGGUAUGAAUACAAAUACAAGUGGGAAGUACUGUACAUAAUUGAUACUCAUCAAUGGUUGUCUUAAUCUACUAUUCUAGAAAAUAGGCCUGAUUAAUUGAAUAAAUGAACAAUCAUUAUUUUCAUAACACUCCCCCUUGAAUGUUCAUUUUUCAAUUAAUGAUGGGUACUUCG
This is a messenger RNA of Cuscuta campestris, 2831 nucleotides long. The record is from the annotation of a GenBank genome assembly. Lineage: Eukaryota; Viridiplantae; Streptophyta; Magnoliopsida; Solanales; Convolvulaceae.